AUUUGCAAGGAAGCUUUUAAAUAAAUACUGUCAAAAGUGCUCUUCUUCCUUGAAUAAUUCUUUGAAAAUGAAGUUCUUUUUCUUUUUUCUCUUGUUAGAUAUCCCCGGAGUGAGUGCUCUGCAGACGGUUAAGGAGUUUGGCAACAUUUUUCUGAGACUUGACUUCCCACCGGUUUAUAAGCAAAACAUCAAGUCGUGCUGUAAGGUUUAUACCAGCGGGUGUCAUGCUCUUCUGGACAGUACAGGAUACACCAAUAAUUUCUUAAGAGGAAGAGUGACGAAGAUUGAGACUAAGAGCUGGAUUGUGUUCAGCAUAUCAAGGGUUCGGAUUCUUGAUGGGGGCUACUACAGGUGUGCUGUGAUGGGUGCUCCCAGCUACAUAUAUGCAGAUUAUUCUUUUCAGGUGUCUGGUGCUUCAGCGGACCACAACCAGUCUAAGGUCCCGCUGUCAAAAACCGUUCAAUACCCCAACACGCCAACAAGUCCAGAGUCGACUGGUUCACAAGUAGCGCAGGACCACAGCGAUUCUCCCAUAACUGUCUGGACUUUUGGCCCACAAGUAGCUCUUGCUGUAUCCAUGAGCGUCAUCCUUGUUGUCGCCUCAGUAAUUGGAGCCGUUUGCUUCAGACUCAAGAUUAAGCCCAAACAUUUAGACAAGUGUGGAAAAUGUCUGCAUGAGUCACCCAAACAAGAGGCCACAGAGACGGCCGGUGUGAUCUACACUACCGUGGAUUUCUGUCAUCAGGACGAACCCGUUGAGCUGUAUGCUAAUGUGAAUAUACAAAAGGCACGCACAGGAGGCUCCCACUCCCACGGGAGGGCGGAGCAUGAUGGCGAGGUGGAGUACUCCAUAGUGGCACUCCACCAGUGAAAGUGCAGGGGUGUGUGAUCUCAACUGAUCUUGACGCCAUUUGGUUUGAACCCCUUACUUCUAGCAGGAGGCUCAUUGACCUGUUACCACCGUUUCGCAUUAUACAGUACAUUCUUCUUUUAUUAAUAUUGACCCUAUUGUCGUUUUAGCUAUACGGUAUUGUAUUGACCCGCCAGGACAACAUUCCUAUGUUGAAAUAAUUGUCAAAAUUCAAUAAGAUAUAGGAGGACCCUUAAAAUAAGAAAAUAAUUUUCAAUAUAAUAACAGUGUAAUAACAACUGGUAGUAGAUUGAGGCAAAAGUAUAAACACCGCUUAAGCAUCAUGAGAACUGUAGUUCUUUUAGGGUGACCAUAAAACUAAUCCGCUGCGAUCCGCAAUCUAUUUCAUGUGUCUUUUCAUAACGACCCGUCAACAUAAACGAUUAGUAGUAACAGCGACAACUGCUCUCAUCAUUUUGACUUUUAUCAUUUUUAGUUUUUGUUUAAAUUUGUACUAAAAACUUAGACGGUUAAAAGCAUCACGCUUAGGUCAUGCAUGCAAAGUUCUAAAACAUUUCAAAAUGUGUCUUCACUGUUUUGUGACUCAGUUUGUCUGUCUGUCGAGUCUGUUUGUCCAUUGCUAUAUUUUGUCAUUGUAGCUUUCUUAAUAUUAAUGUUAAAAUAUCAUCUUGUAUGCUUCCCGCGAAUCCAACAUCGUAUACAGUCAUCCCUCGUUUAUCACAGACCCAACCGCGAUAAGUGAAUUUUGCAAAGUGGGAUUCUAUAUUAAAUAUACAGAAUGUUUUUGUAGUUAGAGCAUGCAAAACCUCUUUGACAUUCAAAAUGUGUUUAUUACCAUUAUUAGAGCGCUGCAGACCUGAAAUAACACCCCUAUAGUCACCUUUACACUCCUAUUAUUCUUUGUUUACACUACAUUACACAGACAACAGGAUCAUUACAGGGACAUAAGAAACAGCCUUCGUUCAUAGCAUAUAGAAAGCUAACUAGUUUAUUUGUUCGAAACUUAAGAAAGUGUUUUAAAUGGAGUGGGGAAGUAAGCAGCCAAAAACAUAGCUCUUCCACACGGAAUGGGAGAAUAUACACUCAACAAAAAUAUAAACGCAACACUUUUAUUUUUGCUUCCAUUUUUUAUGAAAUGAACUCAAAGAUCUAAAACUUUUUCCACGUACACAAUAUCACCAUUUCUCUCAAAUAUUGUUCACAAAUCUGUCUAAAUCUGUGAUGGUGAGAACUUCUCCUUUGCUGAGAUAAUCCAUCCCACCUCACAGGCGUGCCAUAUCAAGAUGCUGAUUGGACACCAUGAUUAGUGCACAGGUGUGCCUUAGACUGCCCACAAUAAAAGGCCACUCUCACAUUUGUGAGAGAAAUGGUGAUAUUGUUUAUGUGGAAAAAGUUUUACAUCUUUGAGUUCAUCUAAAAAAAACAAAAGUGUUGCGUUUAUAUUUUUGUUGAGUGUAUAUAUCUACUAGUAGAAAUAUACAGUAUAAUACUCUCUUAUAUUCGGGUCAAAUGUAUAAAUUUCAGUUUCGGUUAAAUGGCUAUCAUCACACUUGUCCUUGCCACCACGGGUACCCAUCCGUGUUGGCAAAAAAACACAAAGAAAGCCAGGGAAAAAGCAAAACAAGUGUAGAGUUAAUGCUUUAAAUGAUUUUUUUUUUUACCAGAUUUUGCUGAUGUCUCGCAUCAAAGUUUUUAUGUGAGCUGUUACACAUACACCGUUUGUCCAGACAAUAAAUUUAUAGUAGAUUAUAAUGUUGUAGAUUAUGUUCAAAUUGACUGGGAUCAUUUAGAAUGGUGCAAACGUUUGUGUUUCAUCUAAAUUGUAAGAUAUGAAUAAUUUUUGAAAUGGAAAAAUACAUCUCUAGCACAACUUUGCCACUUUAUUGUGUGUCAUUUCCAGCCAGAAGAUGCCCAUUCAUCAAAUACAAAUCCACUUUAGCUCAGAAUUUGGGUGU
Messenger RNA from Dunckerocampus dactyliophorus (ringed pipefish), 2826 nucleotides. RefSeq lists its product as uncharacterized. NCBI's taxonomy places the organism in Eukaryota, Metazoa, Chordata, Actinopteri, Syngnathiformes, Syngnathidae. The coding region runs from base 68 to 871 and encodes 267 amino acids. The record is from RefSeq and is a predicted model, not a curated record. The transcript is spliced from 6 exons.